Aplysia californica (California sea hare) is the source of this 1312-nucleotide messenger RNA. RefSeq names its product nitric oxide synthase (gene NOS). Gene Ontology annotation, molecular function: FMN binding; heme binding; nitric-oxide synthase activity. The record is from RefSeq and is marked provisional. Gene Ontology annotation, biological process: nitric oxide biosynthetic process. Lineage: Eukaryota; Metazoa; Mollusca; Gastropoda; Aplysiida; Aplysiidae.
GGGAGACACCCGCAGCAGCCACACCUCCCAGUUCCUCUUCCGGAAUGAGGGGCGCGUGGAGUCGGAGGAAGAGACAGUCCUUGACAACGGCGCGGUCGGAUCCCCCAAGAUCGUGCUGACCAGCCCCAAGUCUAAGUCCUCGUCUAACUCCAACUCCUCCACAACCUCCUCCAAACACAACAACAACAACAACAGCAACAGCAACAACAACAGCAACGGUCAGUCGGGCAUGCCCAGAGCUCAGACAUACGACUCCGGCGUGGGUUGCCCGGACAGUGCGCGGUCCGUGGACUCGGGCCGAUCCGUGUGCAGCCCGCACCAGAAGAAAGCGAUCGAGAUCGUUCAGGACGACGACGAAAUCACGGUAGUGGUCAAAGGUGACGUCAGUGUGCGGACCACGGGAGACGGCUGCGAGCCCGGCACGCCCAGAAAGUUCAUCAUCUCCACCUCCAAAAAUAACUGCAGCCAUUUUUUCGGGAGCUCCGGAAAGGGAAAAGUCGUGGCGGGAACUGAGCAAACUUCUGGAAUAAACGGAGCUGCCAACGCUGACGGCGACCACUCCCAGUAUGUUGACCAGAACGACGGGACCUACAACAACAACAAUAACAACAACAACCACUACUCCAGCAAGAAGAGGAAGAGCAGUAAGCGAUCUAGCGGGCGGGCCAGCGGAAGGUCCAGCCCUAACUCGGCACAGCGGAGCAGUCCGACCCGCAACUCCCGGAGUCCCGUGACCAGCCCCACUCGGCGAGCUGGUGAUAGUGACGAGGACAACGCGGCCAGGGGCAGGAGCCUGGAGAAAAAACUCAGUUAGAACUGGAAGGCGAUGUCAAACAACACACCAGCCCACCACAAGCGAUGGACAGAGAUCCAGUCCAGCAUCGAGGCUCAGGGAAACUACGAGCUGACCACACCGGAGCUCACGUACGGCGCCAAGCUAGCCUGGAGGAACGCCCCGAGGUGUAUUGGACGCAUCCAGUGGUCCAAGUUACAGCAGCAAUGUGUGAAGCUGGGCUGGAAACCUAAGUACGGCAUGUUUGAUGUUCUACCUCUGGUUCUGUCGGCCGCAGGUUCGGAUCCGGAGUGGUUUGAAAUUCCCCCAGAGCUUGUUCUGGAAGUGAACAUGAAACAUCCCAAACACCCGUGGUUCGCGGAUCUGGGCCUCAAGUGGUACGCCCUCCCUGCUGUGUCCGGCAUGUUGUUUGACUGCGGCGGCCUGGAGUUCCCGGCAUGCCCCUUCAACGGCUGGUACAUGGGCACUGAGAUCGGCGCCAGGGACUUCUGUGACGCCAACCGUUACAACAUGAUGGAG